AUGGCUGGCCGUCGCACGCUUGGGACCCGUCGAGCCUCUCUCUGCAAGGCACUCUACUUCAUCGCCAACGGGCUUCUCGACGUAUACGCCAAAGGUCUCGUCCACGGGUCUCUCUCGAGCCACAAUGUGUUUGUCAGUUCGCCCACGUUCAUCCAAGUCGGUGUCCCCGGGACGCGACUCGCCGCCGCCGUCGUCGCGUCGGACGUCUAUGCGUUUGGUAUUCUCACGUCGGAGCUCAACGCGUUCCAGCUGCCGUUUGACGACUACGAUUUCGAUGACGAAGUUGCGCUCACGACCGCCGUUGUCGAUGGCGGCUUGCGCCCAACACUGCGUGAGAAGCGCGACGACUGGUACCGAGACCUCGUCGGUCGUUGCGUCGAUGCCGACCCGCUCAAUCGCCCGACAGCACAAGACGCCUUGUUAUGGUGCAGCUGCUCCAUAGCUUUUGUCACUUGA
Saprolegnia diclina VS20 is the source of this 456-nucleotide messenger RNA. RefSeq lists its product as hypothetical. The record is from RefSeq and is a predicted model, not a curated record. Gene Ontology annotation, molecular function: protein kinase activity; ATP binding. Bases 1 to 456 code for a protein of 151 amino acids. Lineage: Eukaryota; Oomycota; Saprolegniomycetes; Saprolegniales; Saprolegniaceae. Gene Ontology annotation, biological process: protein phosphorylation. The transcript is spliced from 2 exons.